Messenger RNA from Cryptococcus deneoformans JEC21, 4983 nucleotides. RefSeq lists its product as hypothetical. Bases 151 to 4851 code for a protein of 1566 amino acids. The transcript is spliced from 4 exons. Gene Ontology annotation, biological process: regulation of ARF protein signal transduction. Lineage: Eukaryota; Fungi; Basidiomycota; Tremellomycetes; Tremellales; Cryptococcaceae. Gene Ontology annotation, molecular function: guanyl-nucleotide exchange factor activity. The record is from RefSeq and is a predicted model, not a curated record.
CCGACAUUUUAUUAUUAUACUCUUUCCAUUCCUGAUUUCCGCCAAAAACUCUCUGUACAACUGCCCAGAUCGACAUAUAAACACUCUCCCCAUGCCCUGAGCUACAAUCUCUCAUUCCCAGCACCAAAAAGUACCCACGUCUUUUCCGUCAUGUUCACAUCCCCUAAAUACUAUCCUGCCUCUCACCCGUCAUCGCGCUCAGCCUCUCGACAUGACGACAGGCCUGCAUCUCCUCAGACAAAAGCUCAAGUACGCUCAGAGGCUAUAGCAAAGCUCAAACGGGCAGCUUCUCUGCCUCGGAACGCAGACGGUAGGCGGCCUAUUCAACGACAUGCAGGGGCACGGACCGACGACAGUAGCGGUGAUGCCGAGGGUAGUCCUGGUAUCUUGCCAAUAUCAGUAGAAAUAUCAAGCCUGUCGAGGCCAGAUGCACCUCCAAGACCCACAAAUGACGAACAGGAAAUGCUCUCGCCAUCACCGGUGCAGAUUACAUUCGACCAUGCCAGUAUUCAUCCCUCUGUCGAUCACAUGCAUAUGCAGCGCUCAGCUUCGGCUUCUCCAUCUCACAAUAUGACCUGUAACGAUUACCCAUCUCCAACAAACGGGGUCAAUUCUGAGCGGCAUGCCAUGCAACUGGCACAACCUUACUUGCCAUCUUUGGCACCGCGCAGUAUCAAUUCUCUCCAGCAGCAAGUGCCUCUGGCAGGUCGUGAUACACCAAGCCCGCUCCCGACUCUGGGCGAGCUUAGGACAUUGCAAAGAUCAAAUUCUCAGGCAGCUCGAGCCCAAGCUAUGUCAAAGCUCACCGGAGGGAAAGGAGCAACGAUGAAUGAUGAUGUAUCUUUACAUUUGCCGCUGCGGAGUCUUCAACGAGCGGGGACUCUUGGUGCGAACACCAAUCGAACGUUAAGAACACCAUCACGCAGAAGAGCAGAAUUUUCUAAACCUGUAGCUCAAGAUGGGCAUCAAGCUACAGCGUUUGAUGAGCCGAGACCAAGACUGCAACGAAGUUUUACUGUCUCCUCGUCGAAUAUGGGUGAAGAAAGAAGGAGCGCAGUAGGCAGACGGAUGGUGGAACGUUUAGCGGAGAGACGCGCUGCUAGACAAAAAGAAGAGGAAGAAGUGCGCAGAUUGUGGGAAGAACGGAAGGCAGCUACCGAUCCCAUAGGCAAGGGACAGGCCCAUGACAUUGGCCGACCUGGAACGGAUGAACAGGAACAAUUCCAAGUUACAUCAUCUGUUUCAAAGACGUAUGAUGAUGGCGGUGUGCAGAUUCAAGCCCCGACUGUAGCUUCAUCGAACCUGCUUUCUGCCCCAGAAAGACCUGUCUCUGGCGUAACAAUGCAGUCUGCGCAAUUCGAAUACGAAGACCAUCUUCGCAGGAGCCUUUCCAGUCGCACGGCGAGAGGUGCUGUGGGGGUUAUUUCCGAACCUGUACCGCCCAUGACUGUUCCCAGUGUUCAAAGCGAAGCAACGGAAGAGGAUACAGAGCAACUUAACACGCCUACCCUCCCCCAAAAUCCAAUGAACCAUCAUCCCAAAAGCCAGGCAUCUGGGGCAAGCGUACCUGAUUUAGACGCACCGCUCUUACCUCCUCAUCCCCCCUUCAUCACUCCUACCCGGCAUAUAGCGCAUGAUUCAACAUCUACCAUCCAAGGUAGUAGCAAUUCGCCAGGAGGAUCUUCGACACCUGGAGGGUCAUCAAUCCUGUCGGGGCUGGAUUCGAUGAUGUUCGUGACAGGCGGUACUGGAGGGCACUAUGCUCAACUGACUUCUCAAGGGGAAGUCAAUUGGCCUGUAGAAGCUGCCGAAGGUAGUGACUGGGGGACUCCUGGAAAAGAGAUGCAUCAAACCACUCUUAUCAGCUCUCCGACUUCAUCAGCCAGAAUCGAUCGGCCGCGUAGCUCCACUUCCGAGAUCUUUUCUACUCAGGUCUCUGAGACAGGUGGUGCAGAAAGUGAUUACCGUUCCCCUAAUUCUCACAACUCAUAUGGUAUGCCGAGCACAGGCAGUGCUAUGUCAUCAUGGGAAGAAGUCGGGAGAACCGAUGAUCAAGUGUCCAAAGCGCCCGCCAAUCACUCAAAUCACGCAAGAUCAGAAAGUGUUGGUGCGAAAAUGAAGAGGACAAUGAAGUCUGCUAUGCGGAAGCACAGCCAAUCUCGAAGCUCAAUGACCAGUUCCAGCCCACCAGUGUCCCCUCGACGCGGCUCAGGUGCAUCAGCCGCGCCUUCUCAGGGGAGUGUCCCUAGGAUAUGGCCAAAAGGUGAGCCAUUGGCUAGUAAUAGAAUCGCCAACCACCACCCUUCCGUUUCUUCACUUUCAGUAUCUCAAGCCAACUCUGCUACUGCUUCCUCGUCUAAUCUCAUCCAACACCAACUUUCUUCUGGUCCCUCUCAAGUAUCCCUUCUUCCUCGGGCAAAUUUGAACGACCCCAGAAUACACAUAUCCAAAUUGUCACCUUUCCCCGGCAUUGAGCAUCUGGAAAGUCGUUCUGCUGGACUCGAAGAAUCCCCUGGAGAGAAGCCCAAACUGAUGCAGCAAGUGUCCGAUUCAGUUAUCCCCUCACACAGUUCUGUUUUGACCCCUGGCGGAACGCCUGCCCCAGAAAAUAUCUACGCAUUGCCGCUUGUUGCUCGAGCCGAGGCGAACAAGCGGCUUUCUGGGGAAAGUGUCACGAAACGCAACUGGCUCACCAAGGCUUUGACUUCUCCAAGAUCCUCCCUGUCUCGAAAAAUUAGUUAUGGGGAUGUGAGAAACCGGGGAAAUCCUCUAGGGCAAGGCGCGAUGGUCAUCUCAUCAGGUGUCGACCCAUUUGCAAGCCCACCAAUGGGGGCUGUGCCCACCUCUUCAACACCCAGUAUACCAUCAUCGAUGAGCCCAGGCGGUAAGUCAAAUGCAGCCAGUCCCACGGUGUCGACAGUUCCCGAAAUGAAUGAGGACAGAACUCGAGCUGCUACUCUGGUACGCUUGAGAGAGGGCGAAAGCGCUCCUGGUAUGAUACAGGAGAGGGUUCAGAUGCGCAAAGAGGCAUUGUUGCCGAAAAAGACAAUAGACAUCUUGAGAAGAAUGGAUGAAGUGCUUGCGCUGGGACCAGAACAUCCAGCCAGACCAGAGAUGUUGGAUGAUCCUCCUCGAAAAUUCCUAAUGUCCUCUCAGAUUCUGCAAGUCGUCAACGCUGAUAUAGUGAAAGAUCGCUUUCUUUUCCUGUUCACCGAUCUGCUGGUGAUUGCUAAACCCAUCCUUGUUCAUAAUAUCCACGCGACGCUUGAUACGCAGUUCACCGUCAAAAACAUUGUCAGUCUCGACAAGCUGCUUGUCACCGCCCCAAACGGAGAAUCACCUGCCGAAUCAGGGCGACACCCAGUGGUCGAUCAAUUUGUGGAUAAGUUCAAACAAGAUCCAGUUGAAGCGUGCAGAUACGUUGUCGAAAAAUGCAGCCCCGCAGUGGAUCUUGCGACCCUCGCUGGUUUGAUCCUCAGGACUUCUGAACUAGACAAGACUCAAGUCGGUCUUUUACUCGGAAAUAACGAAGGUCUUACGAGGGCUUUCGUUGACCGAUUCCAUUUCAGAAAUAUUCGCGUCGACGAUGCGCUACGCAUGUUUCUCCUAUCUCUGCGAUUGCCGACUGAUCACAUAUCCUGCGAGACUUUGUUAAAAGUCUUUGCGGAGCGCUACUAUGUCGCCAAUCAUGAUCAUCUUACCUAUAAUCAGGAGCUUGCUAUCGAGCUCGUCCUGACUAUAAUGAAAUUCAAUGACGCGCUCUAUUCAACCUUUGGUUUCGCCUCAGCCAAUAAUGUGAUCACCCGAGAGGCGUUCAUCACUGCAUUCAGGAGCAAGGAUCCUCAUGGUCUGGUACCUCAUGACCUGUUGUCACAGAUUUACACGUCUCUCCGUUCGAUGCGCUUGACACAAGCUCUUGCAUCGAACGAAGUGCGCUUUGAACGCUGGGCUGUAAUCACUUUGCCUCAUACUUCAACCAAGUUAACUUACAAUGUUUGGUCAGAGAAGAUAUAUAUCAACAUCCCUGCGCCUGACACAAAGUUGAGGAUCAAAUUGCUCGGUGAAGGACUAGAAUUUGAUCCGCCCGAACUGGAUUUUGCGAAUAAAACAGAGGAAUCAUUUAAGCUAAAGGGAACCUCACUCGGAAUGAAGACGUUGCUGCUUGUGAGGGUUGGCGAUAAUGCGGCAUUAUACGGAAGCUUAGGUAGUACCCGUCAAUUUACUGUGGAGCGAGCCUUCAUGCGCCAUACAUUCCAGAUUGCAUUCUCCAAUCAUAGAGGCCUAAAACGGGAGUAUUGCUUUAGCACCAACAGCUCUGCGUCUUGUCAGAAAUGGAGAGAACUGUUGGAAAAGCAUAUCAAGGAAACAAAGAGGGCCAAAUCCAUGAAGGGGAGUUCAUCUCGGGACGUCGUAAGACAGACUGCCGAGGCCGUAUCAUUCCAAGUUUUGCGCGACGCUCUUAUAUGUUCAGAAGAAACAGCGCAACCAACUCAGAAAAAUGCGGCUCUCAGACUUGGAGGGAAUGCGACUGCUCUGUCUGAGCAAGAUGUUGAAUCUCGUUCACGCACUGGAUCCAUCAGUGCCGCCUACGCACAAUUCGCGCUAAAGGAAGAAUAUGAGCUGGGCCCUCUCCAGCGCACACGAGGAGAAAAGGACAUGGACAAGGCAUCAGAAAAAGUCAACACAAGGACAGGGAAAGAAUUAGUCCUACUCUGUAGACAGAACAGCUUGAUGCCAGGAUUGCUAAAGUUGCUGCACGCGGGUGCCGAGCAUGGGCCGGAUGAUGGCCAAGCACGAGAGGGUGUUGGUAGAGACGAGAACGUAGUGCGAUCAAAAGGGAAGAGAGUUUGAAGACAUAACGAUCAUGUGGAUAACGAAUUGCGACGAACUUGGGAAUAUGUGUUCUAUAUAGCUUGUGCUUCAUAGUCUUGUAUAGUUUGUAUAUAAAUAACUGCAGCUUGCAUAUGCACGAACGUUGUGCCC